Molecule: messenger RNA, 6837 nt
Organism: Cryptosporidium ubiquitum
Lineage: Eukaryota; Apicomplexa; Conoidasida; Eucoccidiorida; Cryptosporidiidae
Exons: 1
Coding region: 1-6837 (2278 amino acids)
Source: RefSeq, a predicted model, not a curated record
AUGGUGGAUAAAACAAACAAUGAAUUCACAGAUUUUGACAAAUACAGUAGUGCAAUUGCACAUUAUACACAAAAAACUGUUUCUAGGAUAAUUAAAGAAUGGUACUUAUAUACUUUAAAACGAAAGAUAUUAUUAGAGUUGGAAUCCUAUGUGGGGAAUGAAAAAAGAAGAAAAACAAAGUUAAGAAUAUUAAGAGAUUGGUUUGAAAUCUCAAUGAAAGAAAGGUUGAAUUCUGUUAAACAAGAGUAUAUAAUUAAAAAAAAAAAUGAACAAAUAUUAAGGUAUUCUUUAACUUAUUGGUAUAAAGAUCAUUAUUUAAAAAGAAGGCAUGAAUAUAAAAUAUCUUGUUAUAUCAAGAAAAUCUAUUUAACUCACUUAUUACAAGAUACAUUUCGAUUAUGGUAUAUUGAGUUCCUUAAUCAUACGAAAUCUCAAAAAUUUCUAAAAGAAAGAAUCCAAAGAAAAAUCUUUUUACUAUGGUAUUAUGAAUAUAUUCAAAUGAUUAUUAUCAAAAAUAAAAUGGAAAAUAACAAAAAAAGAAGAUUAAUAUUCGGAUAUCUAAAUUAUGUCAAGUGGAAAAAAAACAAUAGAGAACUUAUGGCCAAAAAAUUCAAAUUUAUAGAAAAUAUGAGAUUAAGUAAAAUAUUUAAUAAUUGGCUAAUAUUAUUGCAAUACUCUAUGAAUAAAAGAUAUACCAUAUUACAGUGGCAAAUUGCUCUCAUUAACAAUAAAAUGCUACAAUUAUUACAAGGAUGGAGAACUGUAGUAUUUAUUAAAAAACAAGAAAGAGACAAAUUUCUUCUUGUAAAAAGAAGAAAUGAAACUAACAUUCAACUCAUAGUAUUUAAUUUAUGGUAUGUAUUAGCUCAAGAAAGCUAUAGAGAGAAAACUAUGUUAAUUAUAUCAGGAUUAUCAGCUAGACGUCAUUUAUUAUUCAACGCAUUUUCUUCUCUUAAAAAAUACUUAAUAUAUAGAAGAAAUUCCAAAAUAUUAAAAGAUAAAUCUGCUUUAUAUUUGGUUAAUUAUGUAUUAACAGUAUUUAAAAGGAAUAGUAGUAGUUAUGCUCAACAUAAAAUUAAGUUACAAAAUGCUCAAAAUAUAUUUGAAAAAAAUCUAACUAAAAUUCAUUGGGAAAAAUGGUUAAAAUAUAUAAAUAUUCAUAAAAUAACCCAAUUUAAGCAAAAAACCAUCAAUCUUAAAUAUAAAACCAGAAUUUUAAAAACAACUUACCAAAUUUGGAAUUACGUCUGGUUUAAAACCUUAACUAAUAAAAUGAUUAUUGAUUGUAUAAGAGUCAAAAUAGCAAUGAAUAUUAAAAAAAAAGUAUUCUAUUUUAUGAUAUAUACCUUCAAAAUAAGAAAGUCACAAUUUUGGAAGAUAUUUCAUUUAUUAAUACUCAACAAAUUAGCCCAAGGAUUUGAAAAAUUACGUGCUAAUAUGUUAUAUUAUAAUAAUCAAGAAAUGAUUGAAAAUCAUCUUGGAGAUCAAAUUAGACUAACUAUUAUAAUCAAAUACUGGAGAAUUCUAACUUUUCAAAAUAAAUAUAUUCAUCAUUUUCUCUCCAAAAUGAUAGUAAUUCGAUUUUUACAAAAUAUGAGAGAUUAUUCACAAUUCUUAAGAAAACAACAAUUUAUUGUUAACAAAAUCAAUAUUACAAUGGAAUCUAAAAUAUUUGCUAUUUGGAGAAUUAUAUCCAGAAAAAGAAAAAACUUGAAAAAUAUAUUCAACAAUACUACAAUCGAAAUUAUUUCCAAAAAAAUAACUAUAUAUUCCUAUUUUAAAAAAUGGUAUUUCCAAUAUAAUCACAAAAAAAAAAUAUUGGAAUUUAUAACAUCUAAGCAAAAUCAAUUAAUUAGACAAUUAUUUUUCAAAUGGAAAGAUCAUUUUUUUAAAAAAAUAAAUAUAAAAACAAAAUUUCAAAAGUUAUACAAAAAAUAUAAUAAUCAAUUAUUACAUCAAUUCUUUCAAAUAUGGAUAAUUAAAUAUCAACAAAAAUAUCAAAAUCGCAAAAUACUUAAUGAAUAUUUGAAAAUUCAAGUUAGUAGACAAACUUUCAAAACAUGGAUCCAAAUGAAACAAAUAUCAAAUGAAAGAAAAAACAUAAGAAAACUAUUCAAUCAUUUAUUCAAAAAAUUACAAAUAUUUACUAUUUCAAAGGCAUGGAUAAAAAUAAAAGAAAAUUAUAUUAUUGAAAAAUCUUUAGAAAAAAUUUCAAAUAAAUAUUCUAAUCAUAUCAAAAGUAAAAGGUUAAAAUUAAUAUAUGAUCAUUGGAGAUUUGUUUCAUUUCAAAUUAAAAAAAUAAGAAAUCAAGAAAAUAUAUCCAAAAAUUAUUACCAAAAUAUAUUAAUGAGUAAAGUAUUUCAAAUAUGGAGAAAAUCUUUAGAAAAUGAAUUAUUUAAACAAAAAAUCAUAUAUAAUCAAUUAAAAAGUAAAAAUGAUAUCAAUUUUAUUAUUAAACUCAAAAUGAUCAUUCAUUUAUGGAGGAAAAUGGUAUCCAAAAAAAUUGAAUUUAAAGAAAAACAAAGAAAAAUUGAAAUUAUCAUAAAAAGAAGAAAUUUUUAUAUUAUGAUUAAGUCAUUUAAUCAAAUCAAUUAUUAUAAAAAAAAAAUCUUAGAUUCUAUAAAUUAUGAAUUUAUUAAUUCAUUUAUAUUUAAAUUACAGUAUAAUAGAGUCAUAGAGAUGGAAAAACAGGUAACUAUAACUUUAGAUAUAUCACUGGAAAUAUAUAUGAAUUAUUCCAAAUUAAAAAGAAAAAUGGAAUUAUGGUUAAAGUCUAUGAUGUAUAGAAUUGAACAAAAGAAAAUAUUAAUCAAAGAGAUGAAAAUUAUGGAAAUGAAAAUUCAAUAUUUUAAAUUAAGAAUAUCAUUUAAUCAAUUAUAUAAAUGGAAAUGUGAAAUGAAUUUAAAAGAGGAGAAAAUUAAAAGAAAAAUAAAUAUAUCAUUAUAUAAAAAUGUAAUCAUUGAAUUACAAAAUAAAUCAAAAGAAAGAAAAUUUACAAUACAAAUAUCAGAUUUAUUAUAUCGUAAUUAUAUGAUGAAAAGAAUAUUACAAGCAUUAAAUUUCUGGAAAAUUAAAAGUAAAUAUCAAAAAAAUUCUCAAAAUAAAGAAAAUUUACUUAGAAAUUAUGUAAAUAAGAGAAUAUUAACAAAAAUAUUAAUUAUUUGGAGAAAAGAAAGUAAUGAUUAUAUUAAUUACUAUAAAUUAAUCAAAAAUAUAGAAAUACCAAUUAAAAAAAGAGUAAUGAUUAUUUUAAAAGGUAAUUAUAUUUUAAGUAAAAUAUUUGACAAUAAUAAAAGAAUUUAUUUUGAAAAAUGGAAACUUUUAACUCAAAGAAAAAAUUUACUUAAAAAAAGAUGCCAAGAAUUUACUUUGAAUUAUAUUUCAAAAAGACUAAUAAAAAGAGUAAUUAGAGAAUGGAGGAAUAAAUAUUAUCAAAAACUUGCUAUAUAUCAAUUUUAUCAUCAAGUAAUAGUUAAAAAACCAAUAGAAAGAAUUAUAUAUUAUUGGUAUAAUCAAACAAUUGAAAGAGUAAAUAAACAGAGAGAAUUAAAAAAAACUAUUCAACAUAGAGAAAAGUUUUAUUAUUUUAAAAGUAUGAUUAUGAUAUAUAAAAUGAAUAGAAUAUAUUAUUAUAUAAAUAAAAGAAUAUUAAUUCGAAUAUUUCAUAUUUGGAGAAAGUUAUAUUUUUCAGAAAAAUACAGUAAAAUAAAGAUAUUAAAACAAUGUAUAAAGUAUUGGAAAGAAUAUUCUGAGAAAAGAAUAAUAUAUAGAGAGAAAAAGAAUCAAUUUAUUCAUAAGAGAUCUCAAAAGUUAUUAGAAGAAUACUAUAGUAAAAUGGUAUCCAUAUAUAUAAAAAGAAUAGAAUUUAAAGAAAAAUGUGGAUAUAUAAUGUUAAAAAAAGUAGAAAAAGAGAAAAAAAGAAUAUUUAAUAUAUGGAUUUUUAGAUUUAGAGAAAAACAAGAGAUGAAAGAAAAAUAUGAGAAUUUGAUAUUCAUACAUAAUAAGUUUAUAUUAAAAAUAACAAUGAGAUUUUGGAGAGAGAGGGUAUUAAAAGAAGAAAGAUAUAGAAUAAUAAUAGAGAAUCAAAGAUUAAAGAGAGAAAUUCAAAUAAAAAGUCAAAUUUUUUAUAUUUGGAAAAGUAUUUGGAAACCUUAUCAUUAUGUAAAUGUAUGUAAAGAACUAUUCAAAAUACUGAAUAAGAUAAUAUUACAUAAUGCAUUUCAUAAAUUAUUAAUUAUAUCUUUUUAUUCUUUUACAUAUAAUAAGGAUAAUGGUGAUAAGAAUAAUAUGAAUAAUAUGGAUAAUAUGAAUAAUAUGAAUAAUAUGAAUAAUAUGAAUAAUAUGAAUAUUCAUAAUAAUAGUAUUCAUAAUAAUAUUCAUAUUCAUAUUAAUAAUAAUAAUAAUAAUAAUAAUAAUAAUAAUAAUAACAUAAUACAAGAAAAGACAGAAAGAAGAAUUACAUAUAGUUAUUAUAUGGAUUGUAGAUGUAGUGAGAAUGAUUUAAAGAGAUUAAUAUUAUUAAUAAAAUAUAAUAAAAAAGUGGAUAAUAUAAUGAAUAUAUUAAGUAAAAUAGAGCAAGUAAGAAACAGAGCAAUAAUUGAGAUGUUAAUGAGAAUGAAAUAUUAUGUAAGUAUAAGAGAAAGAUAUGAAAAUGGUAUGAAAGAAUUUGAAAUUAAGUUAAGGAAGAUAAUAUUAUCUAGAGUAUGGAUUAUAAUGAUAGAUAAUAUAAAAAGAAUAUAUAUGAUUAGAAGAAUAAUAGAUAUGAUAAAAAAUAAGAAUAAAAUAAGGAUUGAAAGAGAAAUGUUAGUAAGAUGGGUUAAUAAAUACAAUAAGAGUUAUAGGAAUAGAUGUAUAAUAGAAUAUAUGGGAAUUAGAUAUGGUAAUACAAUAAAGACAAAAUGUUAUUUAAUAUGGUCAAUAAAAUAUGAAAUAAUUAAAAAGAAGAAAAUAAUAAAAGAAAAGAGUGGGAGAUUUUUAAGAUUAUAUAUAUUUGAAUAUACAAUAAAAAGGAUGAAUGAGUAUUAUUUAUAUAAAAAAUGGUUAAUUUGGUGUAAGAAAGCAUAUGAUACAAUAGAAUGGGUUCAUGACUUUAGAUUGAAAUCAUCUUUAUUUAUAAAUUGGAGAAGAUAUUCAAAAAGACAGAAGAAUUUAAGAGAUGGUUUAUAUAGAUUAUAUAGUAAAGUAAAGAGAAGGAUAAUAAGAGAUAUUAUGGUAGAAUGGGGGAUUAAAACAAAGAAUAUAUUAAUAAUGAGAAAAAAUGCAGAUAAAUAUUACUUGGAAAUAAUUAUUUAUAAAAGAAGAUUUAAAGAAUGUUUUAUUAUUUGGAAAGAAUAUACAUUAAAAUUAAGAAAUCAAAGAAUAAGAAUAAUUGGUUAUAUGGAGAAUAAGAGUAGAAAUUUAAAGAUAACAUGUUUUAAACUUUGGAGAUUUUAUAUAUAUUAUAGAAAGACAAGAAAAUCAAGAUUUGAGAAGAUUACAAAUAUAAUAAGAGUAAAUCAUUUGAAUAUGAUAAUUUAUAGAAUAUUUUAUUCAUGGAAAUUAAAGAUGAUUGAGUCAAAAUCUUUAAAGAAUUCAAUUUUUUCAUUUUGGAAUUCUGGUAAUGUUUGGGAAACAAGGAAAGGGAUUAAUAGAGGAGAAGUUGAAUUAGAAAUAGAGGGAGGUGAAAAGGAGGAGGGAAGUAAUAUAAAUAGUGAGAAUGGUUUAAUUAUUUCUUCUCCAUCUUUUUCUGCUUCUGAAUAUUCAAUGGAAUUUUCCAUGUCUUCAUUAUCUAAAUUUAAAGAAGAGAGAAUGAGGAAAAAAGAAAUUAAAGACGAAAAGAAGAGUGAUUUGGGUUUUAUGAAUAUAUUUUCAUCAAGUGGUAAUUCUUCAGAAGCUUCUCAAAAUGUAAAUAAAAGGGUAAAUUCUAUAGAGGUAUCAGAGUUGGAUAAAAAAUUGACAUUAAGUAAAGGUGAUGAGGAACCAAAUAACGAGAAAUCAUCUGCUCGUGAAUACGUGAAUAGACUGCUUGAAUCCUCUUUUUCAUCUUUGUCUUCAAUCCCAUCCUUUGCUCCAGCUUCGGUUCAGCAUUCUGUUCAACAUUCUGUUCAGACUCCUACCCGAUCAAAGGAUCUGGCAUUAGAGUUUCAAUAUACUAUACCAGAGGUAAAAUCCUCUGCCUCAAAUGUAGAGGAUAUGCCGGGACUAUCAGCCUUUUCUCCAUUUUCUUCAUCUUCUGUAUCCUCUUCCUCAGUAUCUCAUUCAUAUUCAGAUGGAGACCUAGAGAUUGAUGAACUUCAUUCUGAAACUGCAAUAAGGACAAAUAAAAUUGGUCAUAAUCAAGACCAGAUCCAGGAUGAUGAUUUGAGGUCUCUUCCUUCUCCAACUCCAAGUCCUCCUCCACCUCAGUACUACUAUUCAAGUUAUAAAUCCCCAGUUUUAAACAAUGAUUUAAACACAAGAAACCGGUCUAAAUUAUCAGAAAAACUACCUCUCCCAUUUCCACUCCCUGUUCAACAACCUCAAAUACAAGAAACCCAAAACUUAAGAAAGGUAAAUCAGAAUUUAACUCCAUCUUCUUCUUCUUCUUCUUCUUCUUUAUCUCCCCCCAUAUCUUAUUCCAAUAUGAAUGGAAAAACCAAUUUUCUAAUAUCUAGUACCGAUGCAAACCAAAGAAUUGAAGAUCUUCCUCAAGACCCUUACUAUAUCUCGAACUCUAGCCCUUACCAAAAUUACUCAUCAAUGCCAACCCUUCAACCAUCUAAUCAAUUAAGCCCCACUCGCACAGUUUAUAAAAACCCAGCUCACACUCGUAACGAUAUAUUCGCUUCUUCUCUUUCUUCCUCAUCACUAUCCUCUUAA